Colossoma macropomum (tambaqui) is the source of this 2598-nucleotide messenger RNA. RefSeq names its product eukaryotic translation initiation factor 2-alpha kinase 1 (gene eif2ak1). Gene Ontology annotation, biological process: protein phosphorylation. Lineage: Eukaryota; Metazoa; Chordata; Actinopteri; Characiformes; Serrasalmidae. Gene Ontology annotation, molecular function: ATP binding; protein kinase activity. The transcript is spliced from 15 exons. The coding region runs from base 431 to 2410 and encodes 659 amino acids. The record is from RefSeq and is a predicted model, not a curated record.
AUAAGGAGACUUAAGGGACUAUGAGCAAAAUGAAGAUUAAACGUUGGAGUACAGCCGGUUGAUAAGACUGAUUUUUAUCUUUCAAUCACUUUCCAGGGUAUAUUUUACAUUGAAUAUUGUAGAAAAGCGAAAAUGUCCAAGCUUUAAACGUAAAAGUCAGACGUUAUGAGCGCUUUCGUGUUUUGUUGUGAGCUUUAUUGUGUAAUUGGGAGAUACUCCCUUACUCUAAAAACAUGGCGAGGUACUAUCGGGUGGUUUGGACUUAGUUGGUAGUUCGCAUUUAGCACUGUUUGUUGGUCUUUUCAAAAACAAAAGUUUUCAUUUAAACUCAUAAAACCGUUUGAACUGGAGCCGUCAAAGUGGAUCACAGCGGCGCUAUGAAAAUUAUGAAAGGUGUUUGUUUUGUAAAGUGAGUCGAGGCUUUCCUGUCAUGGCAGAAGAAAGUUCCAGCAGUAACGUUAGCCUCAGUCCUAGUUUGGUUAGCAGUCGCGGCCAACUCGUCCAGAGAAGGCUGACCAGCCUGGAGAGAGGCGGACACAGCAGAACGAUGUUCGAUCUCUCAGAAAACGACCAUGAAGUCCAAUUUGACACUUCAGACUCAGACAACAACAGCAGGGUACUGAUGGCAGGGAGACAGUAUCCAUCCAUUCAGGAGUUUGCCUCUGCCAUCCCCAACCACUUGCUGCUGGGCUCUCUGCUGGAACACUUGUGCUUUGUUUAUGAGAGUGACCCUACACGCUCACGCUUGCUGUUCAAGGUGAUUGGUCAGCGCCUGGCAGCAAUGAACCUCCUCUCUCCACUGGCCAUUAGUGACGAGUUCAGCACUGUGCGGCUGCAGCACAACCGGGCCUUCACCGAGCUUCUGCAUGCAGCCAGCUCAUCACUCUUCCCUCAGGACCAUAGGUACUUAAAUGCAGAAGGUCAGACCCCUGCGGUAAGGACGAAAGAUGGUCUUUUUCAAGCACAAACAUCUCGCUACCUCAGUGAAUUUGAAGAAAUGUCAACAUUGGGCAAAGGAUCAUAUGGCAAAGUCUUUAAGGUAAAAAACAAGUUGGAUGGGCAGGAUUAUGCUGUAAAAAAAAUUCUUAUCAAGAAUGUGACAAGGGAUGACUGUAUGAAGGUUCUUAGGGAGGUCAAAGUUCUGUCUAGUCUUCAGCAUCCAAAUAUAGUUGGCUAUCACACUGCUUGGAUGGAGCAUGUGCAACCUACUAUGAAUAAUCCUAAACCAAUGCUUCCAAACUCCAUUCCAGCUUUAGAAACACCAUCACAAACAGAAGGACAUUUUGAGGAAAGCACCAAUGGAUCAUCCAUUGUUUUUGAAAGCACUGAAUGUUCAAAGGACCGAAAAAAACAACCUACACAGAGCCCAGAGAGUACCUCGGUGCAAUCUACAAAGACAAAAGAGGAGAGGAGUCAAGGUGUGUGCCCGAAAAACAUGCGCAACCCACAGAACUUUGUUCCGUGCGUGUUCCUGGGUAAGCCUCGUUCUGCUGUGGAUGCCUGCCCUGCCCUCAGCUGGGAUGAUUCAGCCCUGUCAGAAGACGAGAUCAGUCAGAACAAAGUGGAGUUAAACAACAACUCCUACAUCGAUAUGGACAGUCAGCAGGCUGAAAAACAUCCAAACAAGGUCCAGUUUCACUUGAUGCUCUACAUUCAAAUGCAGCUAUGUGAGCGUUCUCUGAAAGACUGGAUUCAGGAAAGGAAUUGCAGACCUAAGGCAGAUCUCACAAUGUCAAGAGGUCCUUACCAGUCACUGGACUGUGAACAAGCAUUACAUAUUUUAAAGAACAUACUUGAAGGAGUGGAGUAUAUUCACUCCCGUGGAAUCAUGCACAGAGACCUUAAGCCACGGAACAUUUUUCUUCAAGGCCAUGAAUACCAUGUGAAGAUAGGAGACUUUGGAUUGGCGUGUAGAGAUAUUGUAGUAAACGAAAAUGAACAGCUACCUUUGCAUUCUGCGCUAGAAACAAAUGCAGGGUCUGCUCACACCACUGGAGUGGGAACGUUUGUUUAUGCUUCCCCAGAGCAACUAGAGGGCUCUCACUAUGAUUCAAAGUCAGAUAUGUUUAGCAUCGGGGUGGUUGCUGUUGAGUUGUUCCAGCCUUUCGGGACAGAGAUGGAACGUGUUCACGUGCUUGAGGAGCUGAGACGGGGAAAAGUUCCGGACACCCUAGCUGCGAACUGGCCAGUCUUGACCAAACAAAUCAAACUACUGACCAGCUCCAGUCCCUCAAUGCGACCAAGUGCAUCUCAGCUACUGCAAAGUGAUCUUUUCAGCACCAAAGACAUGGUAAUCCACAGUUUGCGGCAGCGGAUUGAUGAGCAGGAAGAGGAAAUUGUUCAGCUAAGGAGACAGAUAAGCCAGCUACAGAGCUCGCAAAAUGUGGCUCACGAUCCAGAGAAGACUUGAGUAUAAUAAUUUCUCAUCAUCCUCUACGGUGCAUACUAUAUGUAUAGGUUUUUUGUUAUGUUUCUUUUUUUGCAAAUGCUUGUAUGUAUAGGGCAGCUUUGUUUGUGUGUACAAUAUUUUAUGUGCCAUAUUUGACUUAACUGUAAACUGUAAAAGGAAAAAAAUAAAAAUUACAGAUGUGUUGUGUA